AGAUCAGAAGGAACUGUCGAUACGAAGCAGUUUAGAGUAGACGUUUCUGUAACUUUAGAUUUUUUUUAAAAAAAAUUAAUGAAUAUAAUUUUAAACUAAAGUGUGUAAUUUUUUUAACCCGUAAAAUGGUAUUUUACUUUACGAGUGCGGUGGUGGAUCCUCCCCACACUAUUUACAUGGGAAAGGACAAAUAUGAAAAUGAAGACCUAAUCAAGUAUGGUUGGCCUGAAGACAUAUGGUUUCAUGUUGACAAACUGUCUUCAGCUCAUGUUUAUCUAAGAUUGCCUAAGGGUCAGACCAUAGACACUAUUCCUCCAGAGGUGCUGAUAGACUGUGCACAGCUGGUGAAAAACAACAGCAUCCAAGGAUGCAAGAUGAAUAACAUAAAUGUCGUUUAUACACCAUGGGCCAACCUGAAGAAAACUGGAGACAUGGACGUAGGACAGAUAGGAUUUUAUCGACAGAAAGAUGUGAAAAUUGUAGCUGUGGAAAAGAAGGUUAACGAGAUUGUUAACCGCUUGGAAAAAACAAAAGAGGAACGUUUCCCAGACCUGGCAACAGAGAAGGAGUCGAGGGAUCGGGAAGAGAGGAACGAGAAAAAAGCUCAACUCCAGGACCAGAAGAAAAAAGAGAAGGAAGAGCAGAAAAGAAAAAAGGAAAUGGAGGAACUCAGGAAUUAUUCAUCACUGAUGAAGACUGAAAACAUGAAGACAAAUGAGGAUGGAUAUGACUCUGACGACUUCAUGUAAGACUUGAAGCAGACGACGUCUCCACCACCACUGAUCAGAUCUACUGUCAGGAAGCUCACCUGGCUGCUUUUGCUUGCUGUUACUCUGCACUGACAUUUUUGGGAAAAAGGUUUAAAAGAGAAGAAAACAAAGAGAAAAUGCAUACCUUGAACUUGUGGGACAUGAGGCAGAGAGCGAGCCAGUGGACGGAAGCACAGCGUCCGGAAUUAUUCCCGUUCUUGACUGCUUCAGACUCUUCACAGCAAGACGAGAAAGAAAAAAAAAUCAUAAUUAAGGCUCAUUUACAGAGAAAGGUUUAUUCAGCCGAACAGUGUGUGAUUGGUUGUUGUUUUUUUUUGUACUGCAUUUAAAACUUAUGUUGAAGAAGAAAAAGUAAUAUCUAUAUGGACCUACAGUACCUGUUCACCUUAUUUGCAUUUUCCUGUAUUAGAUCUGAUUCAAUACAAAUGUUGUAUGAAUUAAAUUCUUUGACUUGC
Molecule: messenger RNA, 1225 nt
Organism: Cynoglossus semilaevis (tongue sole)
Lineage: Eukaryota; Metazoa; Chordata; Actinopteri; Pleuronectiformes; Cynoglossidae
Gene: ccdc25
Product: coiled-coil domain containing 25
Exons: 9
Coding region: 126-749 (207 amino acids)
Source: RefSeq, a predicted model, not a curated record